Messenger RNA from Falco peregrinus (peregrine falcon), 765 nucleotides. Its product is annotated as adhesion G-protein coupled receptor G4-like. The transcript is spliced from 3 exons. The record is from RefSeq and is a predicted model, not a curated record. NCBI's taxonomy places the organism in Eukaryota, Metazoa, Chordata, Aves, Falconiformes, Falconidae. The coding region runs from base 1 to 765 and encodes 254 amino acids.
AUGAAGAGGCUCAUGUGUGGCCCUGGACACCGCUCUUCUGACAAGGCUCUUUACAUCUUGAUGGUUGCUGCUCGUCUUUUCCUCCUGGCAGAAGCACGUUACCUGCAUGGAGAAAGACUGGAUUUACCGGGAAGGAAUGAUAAGUACGUGUCUCUAGUCAACUUCAGCAUCCCUCAGCUAUGUCAGUUCACGGUAUGCAUUGACCUAAACCGGGCUGCAAAUGUCAGCUCUUGGGCAGCCUUUUCCUAUGACGCUAACAACACCUCCACCGACAUAAAUGACAUAGAGCUCGGACUCUCUGGAGAAGACAAGCAGUUGAGACUGUAUCUUUUCGGCACCAGACGAGACAUUGAGAUCGAUCUGGCCCUUUUUGUGUGGUAUAGCGUGUGCUUCUUGUGGGACACCAGGAAACAUCUGCUGGAGGUCUAUUGCAAUGGUAAUCUCGUGCACACCGAAAGCAUUGGCAGCGCUGAGUGCCUGAAACCCAAGGGUAGCCUGGUGCUGGGUCAUCUGCACAAAAGAAAAAAUGGCUUUAUUGUGCAGGUAAGCAGCAGCUUCAUUGGUAGCUUGUACUACUUCCAAAUGUGGGACCAUGUGAUGGGUCAGGAAGAGCUGCUGGAGUGCGCCAUGGGCAAUACUGUCAGCUGGAAGGAAGAGUACUGGAACUUCAGCAGCAUCACUCCCAUUGCGGACCGUCACCUGCACUGUGAAUUCAAGGAGUACCCCAUCAGUCAGCAUGUCUCCAUCAAGCGCAGAACCUGCUGA